CUGAACCUGCCCUGGGAGGAAGCAUACAAAACUUUGGGGUAUUUGCAAGCUGAUGAGACAGAAGACAAAUGGACAAAGGGUGUCUGAAAAUAUCCCCCCACCCCCGGUCUUUGAUUUAAUUAACUAGCAUUCAAGUUUCCAGUUGCAAAACGGCAACAGGGCUGAACAAUCACUGAGGCAUUGUCCAAGGCCUCUUGGUUCCACAGAGGACCAGGACGAGGAUGGAGGCCAUCGCCUUGUACAACUUCCAGGCUGAUGAAAAGGAUGAAUUAGCAUUUAAGAAGGGUGACACACUGAAGAUCCUGAACAUGGAAGAUGACCAAAACUGGUAUAAAGCAGAGCUCUUUGGCAUGGAAGGAUUCGUCCCCAAAAAUUACAUCAAGAUGAAACCUCACCCGUGGUAUUCUGGCAAGCUGUCCAGGCAAAGAGCCGAGGAAGCUCUCUUAAAGCGUCAGUUCCGGGGAGCUUUUCUCAUUCGGGAGAGCGAGAGCAGUCCAGGAGAUUUCUCCAUGUCGGUGAACUAUGGAGAUCAAGUGCUACACUUCAAGGUUCUCAGAGAGAAGAAGGGGAAGUACCAUCUCUGGGACGAGAAGUUCAACUCUAUUAACGAACUGGUGGAUUUCUACAGAACGACCAGCAUCGCCAAGAAGGGGCAGAUCUUCCUCAGGGACGAUGCAGAAAUGAAAGAGCCUAAAAAGCCAAAGUUUGUUCAAGCUCAGUUCAACUUCGUGGCCGAAAACCUGUCCCAGUUGAGCUUCUAUCGAGGGGAUGUCCUUGAGAUCCUGGACUGCUCUGACCCCCACUGGUGGAGAGGGAGGAUAGGAGUGAAAACAGGCCUCUUUCCCAGGAACUAUGUCUUCCCACUGCGUAUCUGACCUGCUUUGCCUGAGUUCUCCUUGGAGACACAUCUCAUACCAGCCAAACAAAAUCUCCCCAAUGUUCCACCAUGGAAUGUGAAGGAAUGACCAUCCCACUCUGAACUUCUUCCAGGAGGGGACAAAGAGGCCACCUCCCAUGUGACUGCUGGUGCUCUAAGACAGUGACCUUCAGCCUUUUCUGACCCACAACUAGGGAUGGGGGGAGAUAUUGUUUGUAUUUUAAUGAGAAAUUACCCAAUUCACACUCCUCAAACCAAUAUGCAGACUGAAACCCAGCCAUCCCUUGAAAGUCACACUUGGUUGAACUUUGUGAUGCAGUUUGCCAACCAGACAAUGUAUACAAAACUGCAUCUAUUUGAGAAAAGUGGGCAUUAAAAUACAUGUAUUAGUGAAAAUAGCAUACAAAAAUACCUUACGUUAGAGGAAACUGCUUGCAAAAACAUGCAUAUUAUUCAAAACUGAAUGCAAAAAAAUUUAAUCAGGGUAAAAGUGCACUAAAAUGCUAACAAAUUUUCCUGAGUAUUUUUUUUUACAUUGCAAAUUGUGAAGAUGUGAAAAACUGAAUGUAAGGUUGCAAAAAUGAGAAACUGAGGAAAACAAAAGUAGAUCCUGCUUUGGCCCAACCAUGAAUUUGGGAACUACUUCUUAAUCAUUUGUCCUAUACUUGUAGCUGGUCAUACAGCAAUGCACUAGUGUGUCCUGACCCACUAGCUGAAGACUAGUGCUGUAAGUCCAUGCUGACAUUACAAACAUCUGACACGUUCAUUUCUAACUGUUGUGUGAUUGAUCACUCAGACUUCCACAAAUGUGUUAGAAUCCCUGUGACUCUUGCCAAAUCUGAAUGGCUCUAUCUAUGCUGCAGACUAUGGCUGCAAUCCUAAUCCCACUUACCUGGGAGUAAACCUAGGAUUUACUUGUGAGUGGAUGUGGGUCAGAUUAUGCUGUUAGGCUGCUUCCAGAAGGGUGGCUCGCAGUGGCAACUAGUGGCUCCAUGUCAGUGAGGCA
Rhineura floridana is the source of this 1883-nucleotide messenger RNA. It is a transcript of the gene GRAP, whose product is annotated as GRB2 related adaptor protein. The coding region runs from base 222 to 875 and encodes 217 amino acids. The transcript has 5 exons. Gene Ontology annotation, molecular function: protein binding. The record is from RefSeq and is a predicted model, not a curated record. Lineage: Eukaryota; Metazoa; Chordata; Lepidosauria; Squamata; Rhineuridae.